This is a messenger RNA of Patella vulgata (common limpet), 2629 nucleotides long. Its product is annotated as beta-1,3-galactosyltransferase 1. Gene Ontology annotation, cellular component: membrane. The coding region runs from base 403 to 1389 and encodes 328 amino acids. The transcript is spliced from 2 exons. Gene Ontology annotation, molecular function: hexosyltransferase activity. The record is from RefSeq and is a predicted model, not a curated record. NCBI's taxonomy places the organism in Eukaryota, Metazoa, Mollusca, Gastropoda, Patellidae.
UCCAAUGUACACAUUGGUGUACACAUAAAAGUUCUCUUGGCAGUUUGAAUUCGGUAUGAGAGUAGGCCAUAGUGUCGCUGCCCAGACAAACAUUUUCACUUAGCACAAUGCAUUAGACCAGUCAGAGCUGACCAGUAGGACGUCUUUAAACCCCAUUUCAUUUCAGAGAUUUACAUAGUAGCAAGUUGAUCAUUGUACUGGUGAAUCGAGGCUGAAUACUGGUUACUCGCAGCUGAUUCAAAUUGUAUUUCAACUGUUUCUGUCCAAUGAACCUUGGUGGAAUCGGUUGUCAAAACCCUUGAACUAACGAACGAAUGCAGCCCGUUGUACAGAAGGUAUAAUAAUAAUAAAAACAACCCUACGAAGCACAAGCCAUAUCUAAUUGACCCAUAAUUUACAAACAUGGCGAAUAAACUAUUCAGGGUGUUUGGAUAUGUUGUAUGUGGUGGUCUUGUUGGUAUCUUUAUUGUCUGGUGUAAAGAUGGAGGAAGAGAUAGAACACCACUGUCGGUGUUUGGUAACAGUUCCGGUAUGACUGAUAUCAACGCUAAUGAAUCCGCUAGGUUCCCACUAACUUUAGACGGUGAUUAUAUACUGAACAGUCCCAAACUAUGUUCCGACAUUCCAACAGUAAAGGCCUUGGUUGUCGUUCACACGGCCGUCCAUCAUUUCACCAGACGACAUAAUAUACGGUCCACGUUUGGAUCACGUGAUUUGUUUAAGGAAGUGCGUGUUGUGUUUCUGUUGGGAUUAGUUAAUGACGUCAAGAUUCAGGAAUCCAUACAACGGGAGCAUAUUAAAUAUGGCGACACGGUUCAGGGCAAUUUCAUAGAUUCAUAUCAUAAUCUUACCCAUAAAGGUGUGAUGGGGCUAAGGUGGAUAACUGAACAUUGUUCAAAUGUAAAAUACGUAGUCAAAGUUGACGAUGACGUAAUAUUUGAUAUGUGGCGCUUUUUAAAUUAUUUCGGUUCAUUUUCGAAAGGCAGGAGUAUAUUCUGCAAUGUUAUAAAAAACGGUUGGAUAUUUCGCAAAGGAAAAUGGAAGUUAGACAAUGAAAUAUUUUACGACAGGAAGCGGUGGCCUUGGCCUUAUUGUCCCGGUUUUGUUGUUAUAUUAUCUGGUGACGUCAUAAAACCUUUGUUCGAAGCUGCGUACAUGACACCAUAUAUAUGGAUCGACGACGUCUAUUUAUACGGUUAUCUCCCUUUCCAGGCACGUGGGAUAAACAUACAAAACUUUCCAAAACAUCAUGGCUGCAGUUCCGGAAAACGCAGCCAUGAAUGUCUUCUCAAAAAUGGUGAUAACUGUACACACAUGGCAGUGAAUGUACCUGAAAACAAAUAUCAAAUGUAUUGGAAUCUGAUAAAAAAGCGAAAUAAGAAAACUUAAUGAAAUUUGUUAUGGCUGUGUUUCAAGUUUAAAAGCAAGAUGGCUGAAAUAAAAUUCUAACCCGGGUGUUCAUUACGUCGCGUUUAAUUUUUGACGUUGUAACAAGAGAGGUCAAAAACUCAAUAAAUUUAUUCUAUCUCUUUCAAGUUGGGUAAAUGCAAAUAAACUUUUUACGUUUUUAUAUAAUACAGGAUAUGCUUAAACAUGCAUUAUGCAAGAGCAAAAUCUGCUUAUUACAAGUCUUUCUUUAGGCCUGAAAUGUUAUCUAAAUUAUCAAUUAGACAUUAAUUAACUUAUCCAGACCAUAACAAACUCUCGAUGUCAAGGCUAGCCUUCGAUGUUGGCUGGAUUAGAUUCCUAUAUGCCUCUAACGGCCAUUGGGGAUCACGUGGCUAAGUGGGUAAGACGCUAGCUCGCUAGCCUGGAGGUCGGGUGUUCGAUCCCUGCAUUGGCCGAGAAAGUUCAUCCAGAUUUUCCGGCGUGGUUCUCCCUUGUCAGUGAUGCAGGACGGAGGGGCUGACAAGGAAAGCUGUCUAGUCGUUCGGAUGGGACGAAAAACCGAGGUCCCGUGUACACAUUGGCGUGCACGUAAAAGAUCCCUUGGCAGUUGGAAUUCGAUAUAAGAGUAGGCCGUAGUGCCGCUGUCCGGGCAAAAUUUCCCUCAUAGCACACUGUAUGGCGCAUGCCCGUCUUCAUUAGCCCAGGUUAGGAGCAGAACAGUAGGACGUUAAACUCCAUUUCAUUUCAUUUCAUUUCUAACGGCCAUUGAUAAUUAAAUUUUUAAAAAGUGGAUAAUCGAGACUAUAUAUGCUGUUUAUAUUAAUGAUUUUAGUAAUGAUGACCGAGACUAUGCAAAAAUUUCACCCGCUUCUUUCUCGGCUCAUAGUGGAUCAAUUUGAUUGAAAUUUUCAGCAAAUUACCUUUACACUAUCUAGUUUUUAACUAUUAUAGCAAGAACUGCCAUCUCUUUAUCUUAUCUCCCAUAAUGUAUCUUUAAUGCAUCUUAUGUCGUUUUACAUAAGGGGUUUGGAUGGCAGAAUGGUUUUCUCCCACUGCUAAAGACACCUACGUGCAAGCGAUUAUUGAAAUAAAAAUUGAACAUUACUCCCGAAAUGACCUAGUUUGGAGCGAAUGAACAUUAAACCCCAUCUCUUUCCCGUUUUAUAUAAUUGACACUUAUUUAUACAAAAAUUGAACAUUAUUUUGUUGUGUCUUAAUAAUUUCGAUGAAGAAUAAUACA